CGUUGAUAUUGUUUUAUAGCGAUUAGGGUUUGCAGUGAUCUGUGUUUCUCGCAGGAACGACACAGAUUAGGUCGCCGAAGUUCUCGUGCAGCAGAAGCAAUGGUGAAGGGGCGGCAAGGAGAACGCGUCAGGCUCUAUGUCCGUGGAACAAUCCUUGGAUACAAGAGGUCGAAGUCGAAUCAGUAUCCGAACACGUCCUUGAUACAGAUAGAGGGAGUGAAUACGCAGGAGGAAGUGGCGUGGUACCAAGGGAAACGAAUGGCGUACAUUUACAAGGCUAAGGUUAAGAAGAAUGGAUCUCACUACCGCUGCAUAUGGGGAAAGGUCACACGCCCUCACGGAAACAGUGGCGUCGUUCGUGCUAAGUUCAAGUCUAAUCUCCCUCCUAAAUCCAUGGGCAAUAGAGUGAGGGUUUUCAUGUACCCGAGCAGCAUUUGAGGGAAUCGGUCUAUGGUGAAAAAGUAAGUGAACAUGCUCUUUGUCUAUGGUGCUAUUUGGAAAUUGUGUUGCGGGAAAGAAACUUUGUGAUGAUUCCCAUAUGUGUUCUUCAGUUUAUUUUUUCAAUAACCUGUUGGCUUUUUGAAAUGGAUGCACAUGAAAAAUUAAAUGCAAGAAUGCGGAUUUUAUAUCUAUCCGGUGUGGAAUGAAUGAAGAUUACCCAGAUUCGAAAUGGUAGUUCACUUGUUUUAGAGAAUGUAUUUGUAUUGCACAAGUUGUUUCUUGUGAAUGCUUAUUUGAUUAAAUUGGUGUUCUAUGUGGACCUGCCAUUAAAUGAAGUAUUACUUUGUUA
Molecule: messenger RNA, 790 nt
Organism: Andrographis paniculata
Lineage: Eukaryota; Viridiplantae; Streptophyta; Magnoliopsida; Lamiales; Acanthaceae
Product: 60S ribosomal protein L35a-3-like
Exons: 4
Coding region: 100-438 (112 amino acids)
Biological process (GO): ribosomal large subunit biogenesis; cytoplasmic translation
Cellular component (GO): cytosolic large ribosomal subunit; ribosome
Molecular function (GO): structural constituent of ribosome
Source: RefSeq, a predicted model, not a curated record